Molecule: messenger RNA, 1320 nt
Organism: Penicillium macrosclerotiorum
Lineage: Eukaryota; Fungi; Ascomycota; Eurotiomycetes; Eurotiales; Aspergillaceae
Exons: 6
Coding region: 1-1320 (439 amino acids)
Molecular function (GO): protein binding; selenium binding
Source: RefSeq, a predicted model, not a curated record
AUGCGAUCUUCAUUUGCUUUCAUUGCAUACCUCCUGACCAUUGCGGAGUCUUUGUCUCUUCCGCCUCUCAUUCCAUUGAUUCCCGGAAGUCCUCCCUUCACUCCCAGUGAUAUCAAGCCCAAGAAAAUUGGCUACUUCUGGACCGGAUCUGCGGACAAGGAGCACAAGGACUUUCUCGCGACUUAUAGCUUGGAUGAUGAUACAUUUGGUACCCUCCUAUGGGUAACUGAUGUGCCUUCUAGUGGCAACGACCCUCACCAUUUAGGUCCUUCUCUCGAUGGAAAGACCUUGUUUGGUGGUGGAUUGCUAUCAUUAUUGAAGACACAGGACACCGGCUUUUAUUUUGAUACCUCGGACCCCUACCGCCCAAAGUUUCUGAAAAGUAAUCGUGCUCUCCUCUCUUCAAUUGCUGACGAGGUCCGCGCAAAGCCAGAUGGUGGCUUCUUCAUUACAUACAUGGGAUCCGCAGUGGGCACUUCCCCCGGCCGUCUUAUCGAGACAGACGCAAAUUUUGACAUUAUUCACGAGUGGCCAGAAGAUGUAGAGGGUACUCUUAAUAUCCUGGGAGAGCAAUUUUCUCCUCAUGGUCUGAGCAUUGACUGGAAGAACAAGCUCAUUCUGACUUCUGACUUCGUGGAGCCAAUCACCAUCCUCAAGCCUAGUUUGGGUGUGCGCCAUGCCAAUACUCUGCGCCUCUGGGAUCUCGACAGUCGCAAGAUAAUCAACACUCUGACUAUCCCUGACGGUGGUGGUAUCCAAGAUGUCAAGUUCAUUCCCGGUCACCCUGAAGCUGCUGCCAUUGCUACCGCUGUGCACCUUGGUCAAGUUUGGGUCAUCUACCCGCUUCGAAAAGAUGCGAAUGGCAAGCAAGGCGUCAUUGAAGAGCUUUAUGAUUUAGGACCUAAGGCCCGUGACGUUGUUGCUAUCUAUACCGAUAUCAGCCAAGAUGGCCGCUUCUUGUACCUGACACUAACUACCGCAAACCACAUUGCCGCACUUGAUAUCAGUGACCUGAGCAACGUCAAGCGUCUAGAUGACCCGGAUGAGGAUCAACCUACCGUUGGACCCCACUAUAUUAAAGUGACUCCUGAUCAAAAGCACCUGGUCGUCACCGAUUACUUCGUUCAGACCGGCGAGAUCGGUAUCAUCAACACCCCGGCCGAUUUCAAAGCCCUUUACAUCGACCUGAAUGAAGACGGUAGCUUGAGCUUCGACAGGUAUAUUGAUUUUAGCAAGGAAUUUGCUAAUCGUGGCGGCGCAAAACCUCACUCCAGUGUCGUCUUUGAUUUGACCGAUCCGGAAAACCCCUACUACUACUAG